UUUACUUUUUAAUUUUAAAAAGAUAAUAUAAAUUGGCAAUAUUUUGUUUCUUUUUUUAAAAUAUAUCAAAUAUGAAAUAACACAAUCCUAUUGGUCGGUGAACCGAAACCCUACGGAGUGAACCCAAUAAUAAGUUUUAAACUCCCCGUAUCAGAAAACAAAUCAUGGUCAACUACGAGAAAAACGCGAAGAACGUGUUAUAAUAUUGGACCAGCUAUGUUUUCGAUGAUAAUAUAUAAUCUCUACAGCAAAACAGAAGCAGCCUGUCCUAAUUGAAUAUCUCACAUAUACUCGCUUAUAAAUGGCCGUUUCAGAACGGUUGCACUAACCAGCGGGGUUGGCCUGGUGGUGUUGAGAGAGCUUCGGCCUCAAUACGCACCCGGGUUCGAACCGCUGGCCAGGCAAUUGGGGUAUCUAAUUCCCCAUAGUACCAAAUGGUCCGCCUCGCCCCGAGGGGUUGGCCCCUGGGGUGGAAGUCCCUCCAGGUUAAUCAAAAAAAAAAAAAAAAAAAAAACGGUUGCACUAUAUAUCCUUGUUCAUCGAUCAGUAGCUUCAACGCCCAUUUCACUUUCUUUGCCUCCAUCUCUAUCCCAGAGAUCAGAUCAUUUCACACGUAGAAGAAGAUUGUAUAUUAAUAAGUGAAGAAGAAUGGCAGAUAAUCAGUUACAAGUUCUGAAUGCACUUGACGUAGCCAAGACGCAAUGGUACCAUUUUACUGCGAUUGUAAUUGCUGGAAUGGGAUUCUUCACCGAUGCAUACGAUCUCUUCUGCAUUUCUCUUGUCACAAAGCUACUCGGCCGCAUUUACUACCACGUCCCAGGCUCCCAUAAGCCAGGGACUCUCCCUCCCAAUGUUGCUGCUGCCACCAACGGUGUUGCCUUCUGUGGGACCCUUGCCGGUCAGCUAUUUUUCGGGUGGCUUGGUGACAAGCUGGGGAGAAAGAAAGUGUAUGGCAUGACGUUGAUGAUCAUGGUUCUUUGCUCCAUAGCCUCUGGUCUCUCUUUUGGAGACAAGCCAAAAACCGUGAUGGCCACGCUAUGUUUCUUUAGGUUUUGGCUAGGGUUUGGGAUUGGUGGUGACUAUCCUUUAUCCGCAACGAUCAUGUCUGAAUACGCUAACAAGAAGACACGUGGAGCGUUUAUCUCAGCUGUUUUCGCAAUGCAAGGGUUUGGGAUCAUGGCUGGUGGCAUCUUUGCUAUUAUCAUUUCCUCUGUGUUUGAUGCUAAGUUCCCAGCGCCGGCCUAUGCGGAUGAUGCCUUGGGAUCCACGGUACCUCAAGCAGAUUUUGUGUGGCGUAUAAUCCUGAUGUUUGGUGCUAUACCUGCGUCGAUGACGUAUUACUCAAGGUCCAAGAUGCCGGAAACCGCCAGAUACACAGCUUUGGUUGCUAAAAAUGCACAGCAAGCUGCGUCAGACAUGUCUAGGGUUCUGCAAGUGGAGAUAGAGCCAGAACAGAUUUUGGAAGAGAUUUCAACGGAUAAGUCCAAAUCCUUUUCCUUAUUUUCCAAACAAUUCAUGAAACGCCAUGGACUUCACUUGCUAGGUACUACAUCAACAUGGUUCCUUCUCGACAUCGCUUUCUACAGCCAAAACCUUUUCCAGAAGGAUAUUUUCAGCGCAAUCGGGUGGAUCCCUCCGGCUCAGACCAUGAACGCGGUUCAAGAAGUUUUCAAGAUUGCACGCGCUCAAACCCUCAUCGCCUUGUGUAGCACGGUUCCUGGUUACUGGUUCACAGUUGUGUUCAUUGACGUCAUUGGAAGAUUCGCCAUUCAGCUGAUGGGAUUCUUUUUCAUGACGGUCUUUAUGUUUGCGUUGGCUAUUCCGUACACUCACUGGACUCACAAGGACAACCGCAUUGGAUUCGUUAUCAUGUACUCCUUAACAUUCUUUUUUGCUAACUUUGGACCCAAUGCUACAACAUUCGUCGUGCCGGCAGAAAUCUUCCCAGCUAGGUUCAGAUCAACAUGUCAUGGUAUCUCUGCCGCAUCAGGUAAACUAGGUGCGAUGGUUGGUGCGUUUGGAUUCUUGUACUUGGCUCAAAGCCCUGACAAGAACAAGACAGACGCAGGAUACCAUCCAGGGAUUGGGGUCAGGAACUCGCUUCUCGUGUUGGGUGUGAUUAACUUCUUGGGUAUUCUCUUCACUUUCUUGGUGCCUGAAUCCAAAGGCAAAUCGCUUGAAGAAAUGUCUGGUGAAAAUGAAAGCAAUGAGCAGAACAACAACGAUAGUAGAACUGUCGAAAUGGUGUAGUAGCUUUUAGCAAAAAAAAAAAAAAAGAAAUGGUGUAGUUGAUACAAUAUGUCCUUUGUUUUUUUGUUCUUGUUUUUUUGGCAACUUAAGUUGUUCUUCGUGUGAUAUGUUGAUGUUCAAAUGCUAUUGAAAUCAAAAUGUUCAUGUAUCGAUUUCAGGUUAAAUCUCUGAGUAAAAGAUAUUUUUUGGU
This is a messenger RNA of Brassica napus (rape), 2440 nucleotides long. RefSeq names its product inorganic phosphate transporter 1-4-like. The transcript has 2 exons. The coding region runs from base 649 to 2250 and encodes 533 amino acids. Gene Ontology annotation, cellular component: membrane. Lineage: Eukaryota; Viridiplantae; Streptophyta; Magnoliopsida; Brassicales; Brassicaceae. Gene Ontology annotation, biological process: transmembrane transport; phosphate ion transport. Gene Ontology annotation, molecular function: phosphate transmembrane transporter activity. The record is from RefSeq and is a predicted model, not a curated record.